AUGGCAUUGGACUGGGAUGAGCAUAGAGACACCAUUGUUAGGUUGUACUCGCUCAAUACGCUUGAUGAGGUGAUCAAAAUAAUGGCCAAGAAACAUGGCUUCCAUGCUGAUCGUCGGACAUAUUAUCUUAAAUUUAAGGAGUGGCGGAUUGGAAAGAGGUAUAACAGCGACAGGAUGAAUGUGCUUGAUAAUGUGCCGCCUGUGCCGGCUGGCCAUGUCGGGAGAGCUUCACAGUACGGUGAAUCAUCUGCGUCUGGGGCUUUCCUCGACUAUGCGGGGACGGAGAGCACCCAGGUUGAUGGUUAUCAUGGUGCAGGGAAUGCGUAUGCCGAGUAUGAAGCUGCCGGACAGAGUCAGAGUCAAAUCCAGGCGACGGACGGAUCAUACGACCUACAUGGUCAUCAUCACGCACCAGCUGCUCAGGGGCAGUAUUACCCGGCUGUAGACGCUCAUCAUUAUUACAAUUCUCUUCCUUCUGCACCAUUGGGUACACAUGGUGCUCAAGCUCCUCAUAACGUCAGUGCGAUUCCGCAGCCUGCCGCGCAGCCAUAUGGCCAGAAUGUAUCUGCCAAUCCUUUGCCGCCGCCGCAGAAUCGUGUUCUUCGGUCCAAUGGGAAAGCUCGAACUGGGCGAACUUCAAAGCGACAGUCUUGA
Pochonia chlamydosporia 170 is the source of this 654-nucleotide messenger RNA. RefSeq names its product clr5 domain-containing protein. Bases 1 to 654 code for a protein of 217 amino acids. Lineage: Eukaryota; Fungi; Ascomycota; Sordariomycetes; Hypocreales; Clavicipitaceae. The transcript is spliced from 2 exons. The record is from RefSeq and is a predicted model, not a curated record.